Molecule: messenger RNA, 1154 nt
Organism: Mercurialis annua (annual mercury)
Lineage: Eukaryota; Viridiplantae; Streptophyta; Magnoliopsida; Malpighiales; Euphorbiaceae
Exons: 8
Coding region: 88-1008 (306 amino acids)
Source: RefSeq, a predicted model, not a curated record
AGUAAAGCCCAUAAGAAACCUGAGCAAAAGCAAACACUGUUAGCUAUCUCCAUCGUUGAACUCGAAGAACACACACUGUAACAGACGAUGAACAAACAACAAUGGCUAGCUUUAGCAUUCAUCCUCACCGUUUCUUAUUUAACUUCACCGUCACUCGCUUUUCAAUCCGAUGAACUUCUCGUAGACGACGACGAGUUUAUCGGCGUCAAACCAGUAGCCCGUUCUUCUCCCGAUUCACCAUACACUAAAUCAACAGCAUCACCGUCGCCGUCGUCGUCUUCCUCACCGGCUUCUACUACCAAGCGUAAGUUCUCGGAUCCAGAUUCGGAUUCCAAGAUCCAAUUCGAACUUCAACAUGCUUUUGGUGAUUCUGAUUUUGUAACUGCCGGUACCUUCUCUGCUCGCCUCAAAACUUGGAGUCAUGGCAGCCAGACUCUAACGAAGCUGAGAUUUUCGAGGAAUGCGUUUACUGAUGUGGAGAAAGAGCAAUUUGAAAAAUUGCUGGUUGGAGAUGAGUUUUAUACGAUAAGAUUGCCAUCUAAUGUAUUGACUCCUCCCGGAAGAGACUAUGUUGUUUCGUCUGUUAAAGCGAGAUGUCUUCCACGGGAAGGACUGGAUGAGCAUUUUGUCAUACACAUGGAAGGUGUUAAUAUCUUGGCUGUCAAUUAUGGUGGCCCAGGGGCGUGCCCAUUCCCUCGGCAAAUGAAACUUCCUGCUAAAUGGUCGUUCAACAGCCAUACGGUGCUAAAGAACAGCGAACAGGCUUCAAGAAGUCCAAUAUUUACAGAGGAGAUCAUUGGAGAAAACGGAGAGGGUGAAACUGUACCACCACCUGAAAGAUCCUUCUGGGCUAAAUAUUGGAUGUACAUGAUUCCUCUUGGACUCAUAGUGAUGAAUGCCGUAACUCAAGCAAUGAAUUUGCCUGAAGAACAAGCCGCCGGCCAGGCAGGUGCCCCGCCAGCGGGAGCAGUCCAACGAGCGCCGAGUUCUGCUGUGAGAAGACGAUGAUGAACACACAAGUUUUACUUCUAGAAAUUUAAGACAAUUUAAAUUUAGCUUUACUUUUCUUACAUCAGACCUUCAGUGAGUUUUGUGGUGACUAUUUAUUCUGUAGGAAACACAAACUAAUUUAUAUCAGAAGAUUCAUGUUGCUA